Messenger RNA from Salvia miltiorrhiza (redroot sage), 1124 nucleotides. RefSeq names its product heterodimeric geranylgeranyl pyrophosphate synthase small subunit, chloroplastic-like. Bases 139 to 1011 code for a protein of 290 amino acids. Gene Ontology annotation, molecular function: prenyltransferase activity. Gene Ontology annotation, biological process: isoprenoid biosynthetic process. The transcript has 2 exons. Lineage: Eukaryota; Viridiplantae; Streptophyta; Magnoliopsida; Lamiales; Lamiaceae. The record is from RefSeq and is a predicted model, not a curated record.
GCGUGCUAUAAAAUACUUUGAUUUUUGCAAUUAAUUAAUAUUUUUAUUGAGUGAGAGACUCCUUAUAUAGCCUCACAACACAUAUAUUUUCACAUAAAGAUAAAAACAUUAUACUACAAUUCAAGUUUCAAUUGAUCCAUGGCUUUGUCGAUCGCAGUAACGCCUUCUUCCAAUUCUCGCAUGCCGAGAACCGCCGUCCUCCGCCGAGCCGUGCGAUGCAGCUCCGCCGCCUCCGUUCCGACUACUCAACCCGACCUCCGGAAUUAUUGGACGUCUCUGAUUAGCGACGUGGAUCGGAAACUGAACGAUGCGGUGCCGUUGAAGUAUCCGGAACUGAUUCAUGAAUCCAUGCGCUACUCGCUUCUCGCGAAAACGGCCAAGAGAGCGCCGCCGGUAAUGUGCAUCGCCGCCUGCGAACUCUUCGGCGGCGACCGCGCCGCCGCGAUCCCCACCGUCUGCGCACUUGAAAUGGUGCAUGCUGCUUCUUUUGUUCACGACGACUUGCCCUACAUAGACGAUGCCCUAUCCCGACGAGGCCAACUACCCAACCACACAUUAUAUGGUCCAGACAUGGCAAUUUUAGCCGGAGACGCAUUGCUCCCUCUUGCCUUUCAGUACAUUGUUCUGCACACUCCAACUCAACUCGUCUCGCAGCUCGACCUCCUUCGAGUCGUGCAGGAGAUUGCUCGAGCCGUCGGCUCCACCGGAAUGGCGGCCACUCAAUUUAUUGGUGAGAACAAAUUUGGCGAGCUAGGGCGGUGUUCCGCCGUGUGCGGUGCCUUGCUCGGCGGCGCCUCAGAUGAGGAGAUUGAGCGGUUAGGUGAAUAUGGUCGGAUUGUGGGCAUUUUGUACCGAGUGGUGGAAGAUAUGUUGGAAGGUAAGAAGGUGAAUAUUGGUGUGGUUGAGGAUCUCAAGUCUCGAGCUAGGAAAGAGUUAUAUAUGUUUGAGAAAUACGGUGACAAGGUUUUGCCGUUACAUACUUUUAUCGAUUAUGCCGCAGAAAGGGUGUGAGAAUUCUUAGUAUAUUGUACUGUAUUUUCAUAUGAUGUGUAGUAACGAAAUGUAACAUAAAAUUUCAUAUUAGGAAAUUUGUGAUAUUAAAUUUGUGGUAACUUCAUUUCUUA